CGGAAAGGAAGUAUACAAGCCGUAGGGGGCGACGAGAGGCGGCGGGACCGAGAUGGAUCGGUACCAGAGGGUGGAGAAACCAAGGGAGGAGACCCCGAUUAACGAAAAUGAGAUCCGUAUCACGUCUCAGGGGAGGAUGCGCAACUACAUCACGUAUGCCACCAGCAUGCUUCAGAGAAGGAUAGUUGAUCUACAUCAAAAUACAGCUAUUGGAUCUGCUGACAUAACUGAUACAUGGGAACCAUUAGAGGAAGGCUUACUUCUGCUUGAGACAACUAGACAUGUCUCUGUGAUCAGUAUAACUUUGUCAAAGAAAGAGCUGGAUACAUCUGCUGUUGGGUUUCAACCUCCAUUGCCCAAAGAUGAGGUUAAACACUAGGGUGAAUUCAGCUAUGGAGGAGAGGGCUCACCUGUGAGUCGAGGUAGAGGCCACGGUGGCCGUGGCAGGGGAAGGGCUUAUGGAGAUGAUACGGCGGAUUAUGGUGAUGGAAGCUGGGACAACAAGGAACGUGGAUACGGUAGAGGCGGCUAUUUCCGUGGCAGAGGCCGAGGUUUCCGUGGCAGAGGUGGUUAUGGUGGCCAGCCUGAUUUUCAGCAGGAAACCAAUGGCAAUGACAAUGAGGGUUCUAUUCCUGUUCGGGGCAGAGGUAGUGGUCGUGGUAGGGGCCAAACCCGAGGAUGGGGUUGAAAUUCUCAACCGAACGGACCGAUCCAUGCUGGUGCUGUUGGUGCUUAAUCAGAUUGAUAUCAUCUGCAUGAUUUCUGCUUUUGUGUCUGGAU
This is a messenger RNA of Musa acuminata subsp. malaccensis (wild Malaysian banana), 780 nucleotides long. NCBI's taxonomy places the organism in Eukaryota, Viridiplantae, Streptophyta, Magnoliopsida, Zingiberales, Musaceae. The record is from RefSeq and is a predicted model, not a curated record.